Molecule: messenger RNA, 1518 nt
Organism: Scophthalmus maximus (turbot)
Lineage: Eukaryota; Metazoa; Chordata; Actinopteri; Pleuronectiformes; Scophthalmidae
Product: ceramide synthase-like
Exons: 7
Coding region: 162-941 (259 amino acids)
Biological process (GO): ceramide biosynthetic process; lipid homeostasis
Cellular component (GO): membrane; endoplasmic reticulum
Molecular function (GO): sphingosine N-acyltransferase activity
Source: RefSeq, a predicted model, not a curated record
GGACAAACCAGCUCAGAGUAACGUGAAGCUGUGAAGCAGCUUCUGGUUCAGGCCUCAGUCGUCUGAGUCGUGAACAAAGUGAACAGCGCAGAAUAAAUAGUCACAAACUUGACAAAUUUCAGUCACGGGAUUUGGCGUCGCCAAGGUGAAACCCAGGAGCCAUGUCGUCUCUCGUCCUCGUCGCCGCCGGCUCCGUCUUCUUCCCUGGACUCUUCCUGUGGCUCAAACGGAGCCUGAGACUCAUGUUGGGAUGGAGCGAAGGGGAGGCUGCUGUGAUGUCCACACGCCUGGUGUCGUCCCUCCAGGCCGUCAUGGCUUCGUCAGCUGGAUGCGUCAUCGUCUCAUCCUGCAGCGACGUCAUGGACGACAGACACUGGCUGACUGAGGUCUACAUCCUGUUCGCCUCUCCGUACUUCGCCUACGACAUCUACGCCAUGUUCGUGUGCCACCGUCACAAGCUGCAGGUCAAAGGUCACGAAGAAGAGACGGCGGCGGCGGCAGUGGGCGGAGCCAGGUCGACGGGGGCAGCGGUGAUGAGUUACCUGCGCAGUGAAUUCCUCAUGGUGCUGCAUCACGUCUUCAUGGUCGCCUUCUGCUUCCCCACUUCACUGCUCUGGAGGCAGGGUAAAGGUGAUUACUUCCAGGGCGUCUUGUUUCUGGCUGAGCUCAGCACGCCGUCCGUCUGUUUCAGUAAAGUCCUGAUCCAGUAUAAGAAACAACAGACGCUACUUCACAAAGUCAACGGAGUCAUCAUGUUGUUCACUUUCUUCAGCUGCAGAGUUCUUCUCUUCCCCUUCCUCUACUACACCUACAGCAGAGGUGUGUUCUGUGUUUCAGGUACGCCUCCAUCCCUCUGUCGUCGGUUCCCCUCGUGGCCCCGUGGCAGUGUAACCUGGGGGCCGCUCUGCUGUGGCCCCUACAGCUCUACUGGUUCUCACUGAUCUGCAGAGGAGCCGUCCGAAUGUUCUCACGACGCCUGAACUCAUCGUCUGAGACCCGGCUAAAGGAUCAGAGAGACUGAGAUGAUCUGAUUCCAGAAGAAAACUGAGAUCUGAUCAGAACCCAGUGAGGUCAAGGGUCAGCCGGGGAGAGCCUGACUCCACGUGACGUCACCGGCACAAGAUGGCGCCACCUGUAAACGACGAGCAGCUGCACGUUUGAUGUGAAUAUCAAUGUCUUCAUCAUGUUUUCAUUAAUGAUCGAUCAGUUGUUCACUUUGUGAAAUCAGAGAAGUGAAGAUGAUCAGAUGUUUGGUUUCUGUUGAUCAACCAACCAGAUGCGUCACUGAUGAAUCUGAUCUGAUGUUGUUUCUGUAGCUGUCGGUCUAACUUUUAGAAACAUGUUUUCACUUUAUCAUUAUGAUUAUUAGAAAGAAACUCUGAAAGUUUCUCUGUUUUUUUUGUCAAAACUACUGUAAUUUUUUAUUUAGUCAUCGAACCACCAGACAACAGAGACGCCUCAUUAGUAUUCAUGUUAACUGUUUUUGUAUUAAUUAAACAAACCCCUGUUGUAAUACCA